AUGGGUGUUGAUAAAGAGGAGCCAGAAGUCGUCGAUUCCUUCUCGUUCUAUUGGGGCAACUUAACCGACCAUGCGCCGUGUUGCUCUUCCUUCAAGUACACUGUGCUCAAUACAGUGGACAACGCCUGGACGAAUGAUACUUUGCAGCAACAAGUCUGCGAUCGAGCUGUCUCGGUGAGUCAAAGAAGCUCUAAAACUGUAAUUGCCGAUACGAUUAUCAUCACCCAUUCGAUGGGCAAUCUCAUGGUAGCUGGAGCUAUUGCAACUGGCAAAUGCAGCCUGGAUGCAAGCUCCACGUGGGUCGGUCUGGCUGGCCCAAUGCAAGGAAGUAUGGCGUCAGAUUUUGUCCAAGACACGUGCGCUGGCAAGACGAAUUUUCUUCUAGAGAAAGUUGCGAAUAUUACGGGACGAUCGUAUACCGCUGCUCAGGAGGCGUAUACAAAAAAUGUAUCCGCUCUCAUGUGUAGUGCAGGAUAUUCUGGUCUGCCUUCAAAGUACCAGGCUCAAUUUUGGCUUCUUGGAAGGUCGAAAUUUGGCGAUACGUGGAGAUCCAAAUUUUACAAGACGAAACUCAACCACUACGACAGUGAAUUUCUAUACGGCGAUUUAUUGCUAGACGAGAAGAAGAUGCCUAUCAAGUGGUUCGAGUGCUUGCUUUAA
Messenger RNA from Phytophthora infestans T30-4, 660 nucleotides. RefSeq lists its product as uncharacterized. The record is from RefSeq and is a predicted model, not a curated record. NCBI's taxonomy places the organism in Eukaryota, Oomycota, Peronosporomycetes, Peronosporales, Peronosporaceae. The transcript is spliced from 3 exons. Bases 1 to 660 code for a protein of 219 amino acids.